AUGGUUGAGUGUCCAUUUUCCUACACAGGCAUCGAGAAGUAUUUUAGCAAAGAGUUAUGGUUGGACCUUCGUGACAUUCGAUUCUUUCCACUGGAGCUCAAGAAAAAGCCUGAUAUUCAGAUACACGAGGAAACCCCCAGCGAAGAGGGAAGCGAUAUGGAGGCCAGUUUAGAGAGUUUCGUGCUCUUCAUUCCGGAGUUUUAUACCGAACGGCUAAGAGGGUUCAUGACAGUCAAUUUUAGAUGGGUUCCCUUUGAUUAGGAGAGAAAAGGUGAGCCAAAGAGUUGCGAUUGGUUCGGCAUCCAGUGUCUUCGCGCACAGGAAGAGAGAUACGGAAAUGGCAUCCAGCGAAAGAUCAAGGAAGAUUGGCUGAACAGUCUGGGAAGUUUGAGUCCACCAGUCAUUAAAUAG
Hymenoscyphus albidus is the source of this 411-nucleotide messenger RNA. Lineage: Eukaryota; Fungi; Ascomycota; Leotiomycetes; Helotiales; Helotiaceae. The record is from the annotation of a GenBank genome assembly.